This is a messenger RNA of Grammomys surdaster, 2767 nucleotides long. RefSeq names its product membrane spanning 4-domains A1 (gene Ms4a1). The transcript is spliced from 8 exons. Lineage: Eukaryota; Metazoa; Chordata; Mammalia; Rodentia; Muridae. Bases 522 to 1418 code for a protein of 298 amino acids. Gene Ontology annotation, cellular component: plasma membrane; external side of plasma membrane. Gene Ontology annotation, biological process: cell surface receptor signaling pathway. The record is from RefSeq and is a predicted model, not a curated record.
AAGUACGAGCUCAAAGCUAUUGCAGAUUCAGCAAAGUGGCAGAAGACAUGUCCAAGCAUGACGUGGACACAAGCUCUGAAAGUCAUCUAGAGCUGAACUGCAAUGAGUCAGAAGGGUGUCUCAAGAAACAAAAGUUAGAGACAGUCAGGCAGGUUGGUGAGAGUGGAGCCCAGGAAGAUUUAAGGUGAUGUGUCUCUGUUGCUUUGUGCGGCAUAUAUUAGAAAAUGUAUUGAAGGAAAACAACAACCACAGUAUUUCUAACAGUUCUUGCAUUUAUUUGCUUAUUUAUUAUUUAGUAUGUAUGCACACAUGUGCACAUAUGUGGAAGUCAGAGAACAAUCUGCAGGAGUCAUUUCUCUCCUACAAUAGAUCACAAAUGUAGACAGCUUUUUCUACUACAUACUGCCACACAAGGAGUGAGAGUAGGUCCCAGGAAGAAGGGAUUUCUGGAAAGAGCAAACAUCUGGUGGAAGGAAAUGGACUGAAAGAGUUAAGAAGGAAAGAAUGAGUUUGAAAACAGAAUGACAACACCCAGAAACUCCGUGAGUGGACCUUUCCAAACAGAGCCUACAAAAGGCCCCCUUGCCAUGCAACCUGCUCAAAAAGUAAACCUCAGAAGGACACCUUCACUGGUGGGCCCCACACAAAGCUUCUUCAUGAGGGAAUCAAAGGCCUUGGGGGCUGUCCAAAUCAUGAAUGGCCUCUUCCACAUUUCCCUGGGGGGACUGCUGAUGAUCCCCACAGGGAUCUUUGCACCUAUCUGUUUGAGCGUAUGGUACCCUCUCUGGGGAGGCAUUAUGUACAUUAUUUCAGGAUCACUCCUGGCAGCCGCAGCAGAGAAAACCUCCAGGAAGAGUUUGGUCAGAGCGAAAGUGAUAAUGAGCUCUCUCAGCCUCUUUGCUGCCAUUUCUGGAAUAAUUCUUUCAAUCAUGGACAUACUUAACAUUACAGUUUCUCAUUUUUUAAAAAUGGGGAGACCGGAUUUCAUUAAAACUUCCAAUCUAUAUGUUGAUAUCUACAACUGUGAGCCAUCUAAUUCCUCAGAGAAAAACUCCCCAUCUACACAGUACUGUAACAGCAUGCAGUCUGUGUUCUUGGGCAUUCUGUCGGUGAUGCUGAUCUCUGCCUUCUUCCAGAAACUUGUGACAGCCGGCGUUGUGGAGAAUGAAUGGAAAAGAAUGUGCUCCCGACCCAAAUCAAAUGUGGUUCUGCUGUCAGCUGGAGAAAAAAAAGAGCAGACGAUUAAAAUGAAAGAAGAAAUCAUUGAGCUAAGUGGAGUAUCUUCCCAACCAAAGAAUGAAGAGGAAAUUGAAAUUAUUCCAGUGCAGGAGGAAGAAGAAGAAGAAGCAGAGAUAAACUUUCCAGCGCCUCCCCAAGAGCAGGAAUCCUUGCCAGUGGAAAGUGAGAUCGCACCUUAAACUCUUCCUUUAUAAGCAUUAUUGUUUAGAGAGAUUCCAAGACACAUAGUUACCCUCAUCUCUGUGGCCUUCCGCAAUCUAUUCUCCAUAGUUCCACAGCUUACCUUUGCAUAGAGAAGCCACAUCUAGCUCUCCUCCACAUUUGGAGAAUGCAGUGACUAUAAAAGGUUGUCUUUUUCCAUGCUUAGGGAAUCUUAGACUGGAAGAAAUGCUGAAGAACCCAAUUCUCAUUCACCUUUACCUUGGAUGGGUUUCUCAGUAGUGGUAAUGCUUGUUCUCCAUUUCCUCCAUCAGCAGUUACAGCAGAGGGAAAAGACACGUGAUUGUUCCGUUCAUCUCUGAACUCUCCGACUCCUUCUACAAUUUUAGUAGAGUCACUUUUGCAUUAUUGUUUUAAGGAAAAUGGCAAUAAUAAUGAGAGAAAAUGAGACACCUAUAUGCCUGUGGGGAAGACACACAGUGUGGCAUGUUCUUCAAGCUUCUGUAUCCCACUUGGGAAGCUGUGAAAGGCCUAUUCCUAAGCCUGUCUCUGUGCAAAAAACAUAGCUUACACAUAAGCAAAGCUCUGUGUCUUAACUUUGCCCAACUCCAGUUUCUUGUUUCUGGUCACAUCAUUCAUGUACGUAUAUUCUUAAACUUGUAUUUCAUAAACAGAGUAGUUUAUGAAAUAAUUUCACUUGGUCUUUCAUGACCACAAAAGAAUCCUAUCACUAUUUUGCAAUUAAGUUAAAAGUAAGAAGCAAACCAAGGUAUUCUAUAAUAGUUGUGGGGACUUGAGUCAGACCCAGCUCUUCAAAUUCUAGUGAUGUUUGAAAUAACCAAAUUAUCUCUAUCCAUAUGUUUGCAUAAGCUGUAUCAAAGAGCAUACUCUAUGAACAAUGUGUUGAGUCACAAGAGUCAGAAUUGAAAUUUGACACCAUAUAAAGACACCCAGAAUCUUACAACAUUUGGAAAACUAGUCAUGACAUUAAUGCGCAAUAACUGGUAAGUUAUAUGAUGCACUAUAAAUACAUCUUAUAUGCACUAUAAAUGACCACAAAAAGAUCAUGCUUAGAAAUGACACAGUUAAAAUACCAAAUCUCAGGCCACCAUACUUUCCCACCCCUGUUCAUGUACAGGGAUGCUAGCACCUGACACCAUGACCAGUCUCUACUUCUAGGCAUGGCGAGUAUAUGAACAAGUUAGAUUACACUCCUUAGAAUAUUUCUAUUUUAUUAGAGGCUACUGUUGGGAGAUAUUUCCUGUAACUACAAAGAAAAUGGAAGUAGAACUUUUUCCCUGCGUGUUGUCUUCAAAACAAGCUCUAAGUAAAUAAAACUUUGUGUCCGUGCCUGCAAUGGAUAACUCCA